Brienomyrus brachyistius is the source of this 3240-nucleotide messenger RNA. RefSeq names its product TRPM8 channel-associated factor homolog. The record is from RefSeq and is a predicted model, not a curated record. Lineage: Eukaryota; Metazoa; Chordata; Actinopteri; Osteoglossiformes; Mormyridae. Bases 336 to 3059 code for a protein of 907 amino acids. The transcript has 8 exons.
AAGAAAUGAAAAAUCAAACUGAAAGAGUGUAUAGCUGUGUGUAUAGUGUGUACAGGGUCUGAUUGAGGUAACUUAAGAUUUAGUAAAAUGUUUGUAUGUAUGAAACAGUGUUUGUGAGCCAAGUUAUGUACAGAUAAUUUCCUAACAGGAAAAACAGGUUUGUGAUGGGCAGUGUCAUGAAAGGUCCUUAAAAGGUGUGUGUGUAUAUAUGUAUUUUCACUCAAGUUGUACUCAACUGUUCCACAGUUGUGGAAAUAUACAAUUUGGGGAUUCUCCUAUAACAAGACGCAUUUAGCGUUAGCGAUAGCAUUGUCCACCCGCCAGUUCGGAGAAGCAUGGCCCGUGUGAAAGCUUACAACGCACUGAUGGGAGGCAUAAAGGAGCUGGACUUCCAAGGAAAGGCGGUGCCCAGUGAUCUGGUGCUAAUUGGCGAUGAAGCUUUUCCUCUGGCCAUGAACCACAUGGGCCAGGUCCUAAUGGCUGCUUCCAGUUACGGAAUGGGGCGCCUUGUGGUGCUGGGCCAUGAGGAAUACCUCACUUCCUUCCCCUCUGUGGUGAAGAAUAUCCUGGCAUGGCUGAAAACUCCCAGUAACCCCACUGUGGGCAUCCACCCGGCUUGUACCUCAUUUGCCCAAAGUCUUAGUUGCCCCAAUGAGGUGGGCAAUUUCCAGAAGAAGAUGGGGAUCUAUGUCACAGAUGCCUACAGUGUGGCUGGCUCAGAGAAGGAGCUGGUGAGUUAUAUGAAGGGCGGAGGAAGCCUGCUUGUGGCUGGGCAGGCCUGGAACUGGGCCAAGAUGAACCCAGGCAAGAGUGCCCUUAGAGAUUUCCCUGGAAACAAGGUGUGCAGCGUGGCAGGGAUCUACUUCUCGGAGCAUCAGGGCAAGCUGGGCAUGUUCCCAGUGCCUAAGGAGAUUCCCACCAGCUGGCUGGGAAUGUCGAUAGGUAAGGAUUUCAAGGAUGACUACAAGUUCCUGCUGGAUGGGGUCUCUGAGUUCGAUAUAAGCGGUGGAGCACUGCCUUCUGAGAUCCUGGUGCAUGGUCCGUUGGCCUUCCCCAUCGCCACCACUGGUGAUGGCAGGGCCUUUUUUGCUGGAGCUCAUUAUGGACAGGGCCGUGUAAUCGUGGGCACCCACGAGGGCUACCUGGGCCGUGCUGAGCUGUCCCGCUUCCUGUGCAACGCGGUGCGCUGGCUGGACGAGGGCCGCAACGGGUGCGUGGGUGUCCAUCCCAACCUGGCUGCUGCCCAGUCCCUGCUGACCCAGUCUGGCCUGCGCUGCGAGCGCACCAACUUCAGGGAGGACCUCAGCGUGUACGUCUGCAACUCCUAUAGCGACGAACACUGCUCGAGGAUUCAGGGGUUUGUGGCUGAAGGAAAAGGUCUCCUUAUUGCUGGCCAUGCAUGGAAUUGGGCUCAGAACCACGGCAACCACAGAGUGUUGACUGCUUAUCCGGGCAACCGCAUCCUAAAUAAAAUGGGUAUCAGCAUCAUGGGAAGCACAGUGAACGCGGGCCGUUACAAGGCCCCAAAGCCUGAGACGGCCUGCUCGGAAGUCUACCACUUCCGGCCCAUGCUGCGGCGGUUAGCAGGCAAUGUGAUAUGCGGGGAGCCUCUGAAGCAGAAUGAAGCCGAUUCGCUGAAACAUCUGGGUCAAGACUGCAGCGCCUACCUGCACAUGCAGGCUCACAACUGCCACUCCUACUCCUCCAUCGUAUCCGUGCUCACCAACGUGGUGAAGCAAGGCGGAGUGCCCCACGUUAGCAAGAACCACCCCGUCAAGGAUCCCAAAGACCAUUUGCUCCUCAGUGUCUGCAGCCAGCUGUAUGAGGCGUUGCCCAAUCCAGAUGAAAUUGUGCCCUAUAUUGUCAGACAAAAGAACCAGCUGCCUGUUGUUUCCAACGCCAAAGCAUUUAUCGAUGGAAACACCGCAGGCCGUGAAGAUUGGAAAAGCACCGGCCUGUACCUCUCACCUGGAAUGAGAACGCAUGUCGCAGUUCCUUCGAUGAUUGUUGGGAAAGGUUGGCAGUUGCAGAUCGGCUGCCAGACGGAUAAUCUUGGCAAUGCGGGGGAACUGAAGAGGGCACCUGUGGUGCACAAGCGCUUCCCCGUCAACUCAGAGAUGAUCCUGGUGUCAAACCUCUGGGGCGGGCUGCUUUACUUGGUGGCUCCGCCGAACAGCACAGUGGGAGAUUUUGAAAUCCAAGCGCAAUGGGCCAUCCUUGCCCCCUACUACAAAUCGGGAAAGACCACGGUGGCAGAGUGGGUGGGUGGUCUGCGAGCUGCACCCGCUCCCUGGGCAGAGCUGGAGUUUGACAACAUCAUCCUGACGAUGAAAUCCAAGGUGGUGCGGGAUUUGGACAGGCCGGAUGAGGUGGCCACCCUCUGGAACAGCAUCAUGAAAGGCGUGGCCGACCUGGCCUCCAUCCCUACCAAAUUACCCCGCAAGGAGCGCUUUGUGGCGGACGUGCAGAUAUCUUGUGGGUUCAUGCAUGCAGGCUACCCUGUUAUGUUACAUGACCACUCUGUGAAAAACCUCCUGGAGCCAAAGGUGGCCCGUGACAGAGGCAUUUGGGGUGCAAUCCACGAGCUGGGCCACAACCAACAGCGGAAUGCUUGGGAAUUUCCCCCUAAUACCACCGAGUGCACCUGCAACCUGUGGUCCAUAUAUGUCCAUGAGGAGGUUCUGGGUGUUCCCCGGGCCAAGGCCCACGAGGCUGUCAAUCCCAAGAAUAGGAAGCAGAGGCUUGAGCUGUUUGUGAGGGAAGGGAAACAAUUUUGCAAGUGGGACAUGUGGACGGCACUGGAGACCUACAUACAGCUCCAGGAGAAGUUUGGCUGGGAUGCCUUCAAGAAAGUCUUCUCUGCCUAUCACAACAUGAAAAAUGUGCCUAAUGACAGAGAUGGAAAAAUGAACCUGUACGCCGAGACCUUUUCCAAAACCGUCAACCAAAACUUGGCACCCUUCUUCAAAGCCUGGGGUUGGCCCAUUAGCGCCAAUCUUGAGAAAAAUCUGGCUGCCCUCCCAGUCUGGGGUGAUCACCCAAUGGUCAAUUAUGCUUGAAUGGAGAGCUGAGCAAGUAAUGCAUUUGCAUAGUCAGAAAAAAAGCAAGGUAUAUCAUUCAUGUUUUAUCAAUAUGUUAAUAGGUGGAGAGAGAAAUAUAUUCACUCAUGUACUUGGGAAGAGAAAUAAGACCCAGUAAAAUAAACAAUAAAUAAUAAAGGCGUCUAAUUUAGUAAGGAAA